Molecule: messenger RNA, 1356 nt
Organism: Aspergillus bombycis
Lineage: Eukaryota; Fungi; Ascomycota; Eurotiomycetes; Eurotiales; Aspergillaceae
Product: fungal specific transcription factor domain-containing protein
Exons: 3
Coding region: 1-1356 (451 amino acids)
Biological process (GO): DNA-templated transcription
Molecular function (GO): zinc ion binding; DNA binding
Source: RefSeq, a predicted model, not a curated record
AUGAACAUAGAUUUCGCAUGGAAUCCGGCGGUUACACGCAUAGAGACUCCCGAUCUUAAUCUGCACUUUCCGGGACUGGCCUUGAGGAAUAUCUGCGUGUUCAAUGGGUUGCCCUUUUUUUCCUCAGGGGGUCGACAGUGGAUCAAGGCACAGACAGGGGAAGACGUGGAUCUGAACCAAUAUCAGCCCCCGAGACGGAUCUCGUCGCUUCGCCCCAAGGCCACUCGCACCGUAUACCUACCGAGUGAAAGUCUUCUUUUUGAACGCUUCCAAGAGUACAAAUCCUCAGUAUUCUGUCAAAUAUUCCCGUUCAUUAGCCCGCAUUUUUUUGAGGACACAGUUCGUGCGGCUUAUCAGGAGCAAUCUACCUUAACCUGCAGCAAUGAUAGUGCCAAAGCAUGUGUCUUUGCAUUCAUGGCAGUGACUUCUAUGUUCUCGAAUUCUACAGCUAAUCAUGGGUCUCUUGACUCCGAUCAUUAUGCCUACGCUGCUUAUGAUCUAGUACCGGAAUUCUUUCGGGACACCGUAACAAUAGAAGGAUUACAGGCGUUACUUAUGUUGUGCCUCUACAGUCAAUCUGUUCUCGGUGACCAGCUGAGUGUGGAACUAUUAUUUUCGGCUGCAACCCGGUUUGUCUUUCAUCUUGGGGGCCAUAUCUUCCCUAAAAGGGUUGGUGAGGUCGGUAGCAGAUCUUUGGACCUACAAUUACAUAUUCGGAAUCUGUUCUGGCUCUGCUAUAUCUUUAAUCAGGAGUACAGCCUGCGAACAGGCCUUCCUCCUAUCUUGACGACGCAAACUGCGAUCUCACACUUUGUGAAACCACAACUACAAAUGCUCAGAAUACCGGGCUAUCACCUUUCUUCACCCCAUUCGCGCGCAUGGCAAUCAUCCAAUCGCAGAUCUAUCGCAGACUCUACUCUGUCGUAUCUCGAAACAAAACGGAUGCCGAACUCUUAUCCACCAUUCGUGAUCUUGAUCAACUUUUGGAAGACUGGAAGCUCUCAAUUCCCAUGCAUGUACGACCAUCCCUUACACAUCGGCCGACAGGUGGUGAAGACAUACCAUCAGCUAUCUUUCAGCUACAAUAUCAUUAUUGCAUGGCGACAAUCCAUCAAUUUCUGCCUACCUUAUGUUACCGCUGCGACAAUUCACCUCUUCUGUGACAUCCUCCUCCACCCUCGUGAUAUGGCCAGUCAUGCCAACCUAGAAUUAAUGGACAAGGUUCGAGAACGGAUGUUGGCGCAGCUAUGGCCGCAGGCUCCUAUCUCGUUCAAGAUGCAGGUCCAGUUCGUGGAGGACCUCAGUGUAGAAGUGCAACGUCUUGCGCGAAGUGCGAUUCGGAAAGCGACUGUCUGA